Molecule: messenger RNA, 1762 nt
Organism: Danaus plexippus (monarch butterfly)
Lineage: Eukaryota; Metazoa; Arthropoda; Insecta; Lepidoptera; Nymphalidae
Product: acetylcholinesterase-like
Exons: 3
Coding region: 1-1620 (539 amino acids)
Source: RefSeq, a predicted model, not a curated record
AUGUGGUCCAGAAUUUGCGUGCUGGCCGUCUGUGUGGCUCACGUUUGGUCUAAACUUAGAGUUGACCCUCUCGUGCAGACGAAGUCAGGUUUGAUAAGGGGUUUGAGAGCUGAUGAUGGACAUUACUCCAUGUUUCUUGGGAUACCAUACGCAGAAAUCAACGUAAAUGAUCCGUUCGGGCCGGCUUCAUCAGACCUGGUAUUCGAUGGUGUCUUUGAGGCAACAGACGACAGCACAGUUUGCCCACAAGUUGACGAGAACACGCAGCAAGCGAAAGGAUCCCUUGACUGUCUCCGCAUGAACAUCUUCGUACCGGAAGUCGCGUCAUCACGCAAUAAAUUACCGGUUAUAGUUUAUAUACACGGCGGCUAUUUCCUCCACGGUUCCGGUUCACGUGCCGGUUACGGGCCAAAGUUUCUUGUGAGGCAUGACGUCAUUCUUAUCACAUUAAACUACAGAGUCAACCUGUACGGUUUCCUAUGCCUCGGAACGCCCGAGGUGCCCGGCAACCAGGGCCUCAAGGACCAGGUGUUGGCGCUGAGAUGGAUAAGACAAAAUAUAGAAGCUUUCGGCGGUGAUAAGGAGCAAAUAACACUGAUGGGGGAGAGCGCCGGAAGCGCUGCUGUAGAAUUUCACCUCAUGUCCCAACAGGAGAAGCUAUUCGACAAGGCGAUAUUACAGAGCGGAUCCAACCUCAAACCUGGUGGUCUUAUGGAAGUGGACACGACGCCAGCCCUGAGAGUCGCGGCAAGACUUGGUUUUGAAACAAACGACGUCACAAAAGCAAUGAACUUCCUUAAACAGAUCGAUCCGCAUACAAUUGUGAAAACAGCGAUCGAUCUCGACAUAAAGCUGCGAGGCUGCGUGGAAAGAGAGAUCGAUCACGUCGAACCAAUAAUAACUGAACAUUUCCUGAACAUUGACAUGCCGAAGUUGAGGAACACGCCGAUUCUUGCUGGGUUUAAUACAAGGGAAGGUUUGGGCAUGAACAAGAACGAAGAGGACGCCCACUACAUGCACCCGGACUACUUUGAGGACAACUUGAAGCUGGCGUUCCAUCAGGACGAGGACUUCGACGAUAUGAUUGAUAUCGUACGUAAUUUCUACGUUGGGGAUGAAGAUCUCAAUGAGGAGGUUAGGAACAGUAUCAUUGACUUCGAAGGCGAUUACUAUUACGGAUAUCCGGUACAGGAGAGUCUGAAGAUAUACGUCCAGCGUGGGGCGCUUCGUGUGUACCAGUAUCUGUUUUCUUACGACGGUGACAGAAACUUGGUUAAGAGGAUGAAUAAUAUCACAACCUACGGCGCGUCCCAUGCUGAUGAGUUAGGCUACUUGUUCGAUCCGAUGUUUAUAACAGAGACCCCGUCAGCCGACGAUCAGCUCGUCAUAGAUCGGAUGACGAAACUGUGGACUAAUUUCGCCAAAUACGGAGAUCCUACACCCGAGGUAACCGAUUUGCUGCCGGUCCAAUGGACACCAAUAUCCGCAGACAAAUACAAUUAUUUGGAUAUAGACAAAGAAUUCGCUAUUAGAAGCCGUCCUUUCAAACAGCGACUGACAUUCUGGGAGCUGUUCUACAAAGCAAAUAUGAAAAAGGUCCGCGGAUAUAAAGCAAAAUAAUACAAAAACGACACACAGUGACGUCGGUAUGAUAGUAACUUUUGUAUCGCAAUUGAAGUUUUUUAAGAAGCCCGUCUCAUAUCAUCUGUUUGAAGCCGUCCAUCAGAUCUUUGGGUGAAAAAAGUAUAGUCUUCUGGUAAGA